Metopolophium dirhodum (rose-grain aphid) is the source of this 321-nucleotide messenger RNA. RefSeq lists its product as uncharacterized. Lineage: Eukaryota; Metazoa; Arthropoda; Insecta; Hemiptera; Aphididae. The transcript has 2 exons. The record is from RefSeq and is a predicted model, not a curated record. The coding region runs from base 1 to 321 and encodes 106 amino acids.
AUGGAAACAUUUAACACUAUUGAACGCGUUAGUAUAAUUUAUGCAUUACAUAAAAGAAGUCAAUUACAAAAGAAAAAAAUUAACAGAAAAAGAGUGCAUUGGGUACACCCAUUAAAUAUGAAAAGAAUUGAAGAAGGACAAUUUCAAGUCACAUUUUUGACACUUCGGCAAUAUCCUAAAGAAUUUUUUAAGUACUUUCGUAUGUCAAUAACGUCAUUUGAUACACUAAUUUUGCUGGUUGGAAAAUAUAUACAAAAACAAAAUACAAAUAUGCGUAUUUCUAUAACUCCUGAAGAAAGGUUAACGGUGACGAUAAGGUAA